UGGUGGCUGGAACACAGGAAAUGACGAUGGAUGUUGACCUGAUGGAAGAACUCCCAUCCCUGUGAGACCAGCUUCGGUUCAUACUUAGGAGUGUAAAUGCCCCCACAAACGGGUGAUGGUGGCAUCUAGGAAAAGGAAAACCCUUCGUACUGUCUGAGAACAUGCUGGCAAUCACUUCACAGCUUGCGGCUUCUGAAGUUAAGAUCCACACCUUUUCCGUCGCCAAGGAAGUGCGGCCAGGUCACUGCGUGGCCAUCAGGUGCCAGACAAGAAGAGAUGCGGCUGUGAGAGAGACAGACACGGUCCCUACCGCCACGGGGCUCCGUUGCCAGGAAGAUGGCGUCCUAAAGUACAUUCCUGAUCGGGUAUCCGACUGCAGGAAGCACCGUGAGGGAGGCCCCGUGGUUGCUGGCUUCCUGCACAUUACUGGGGCCUGAUCGAGAUUUCAGGCUAAGCAUGGUGGUGAUGAGUAGCCUGAGGGCCAUUCUGCAGGCCUCUCCAUGCAGGUCACCGUGGAGAAGAUUCCAGAUCCCCAGCUUCCUGCCGGCGCGGCCCUGCAGCCUCUACACCUGCACGUACAAAGCCCGGAACCGAGCCUUGCACCCGCUCUGGGAGAGCGUGGACCUGGUCCCGGCGGGCGAGCGCCAGUCGCCCAUCAACAUCCGGUGGAGGGACAGUAUCUAUGAUCCAGCCCUAAAACCGCUCACCAUCUCUUACGACCCGACCACCUGCCUCCAUGUCUGGAAUAACGGGUACUCCUUCCUUGUGGAAUUCGAAGAUUCUACAGAUAAGUCAGUGAUCGAGGGAGGACCCCUGGAACACAACUACCGGCUGAAGCAAUUCCAUUUUCACUGGGGGGCCGUUGAUGCUUGGGGCUCUGAGCACACCGUGGACAGCAAAUGCUACCCGGCAGAGCUGCACUUGGUCCAUUGGAAUGCAGUCAAAUUUGAAAACUUUGAGGAUGCAGCACUGGAAGAAAAUGGCUUGGCUGUGAUAGGAGUAUUUUUAAAGCUAGGAAAACAGCACAAAGAGCUGCAGAAAUUGGUGGAUACUUUGCCAUCCAUCAAGCAUAAGGACACCCUUGUGGAGUUUGGCUCGUUUGAUCCUGCCUGCCUGAUGCCCGCCUGCCCAGAUUACUGGACCUACUCGGGGUCCCUGACUACCCCGCCACUCUCCGAGUCUGUCACCUGGAUCAUUAAGAAGCAGCCCGUAGAGGUUGAUCAUGAUCAGCUUGAGCAGUUUCGGACCCUGCUUUUCACUUCAGAGGGGGAGAAAGAGAAAAGAAUGGUGGACAAUUUCCGCCCCCUUCAGCCCCUAAUGAAUCGCACUGUCCGCUCUUCCUUCCGUCAUGAUUAUGUACUGAAUAUACAGGCGAAACCCCAGCCCUCGACUAGCCAAGCGACUUCCUAGGACGUUCAUUAUCUAGGCGGUACUUUGCUUUAAUGAAUAGCUUUUUAGAGAUUGCUAACUGGACUAUUCUACACGCCUGCCUUUAAUAAUAAUUGUUGAUGCGCAUUUCUUGGUGUGGCCGUGUUCCUUCAGCCUUUGAGGAAAGCUCUUUGGUAAAUAAGUUCUUAACUUUUAUCGAUAAUGAUGUUUAACACUGACGUAGCAGUAAGAGACACAAGUUUAUCCUACAGCGACCUGUUGGUAAUUGCAAUGUCUUUUUCUGUCUGAUAUUUCUGAGUUGUCUUCUUGUGUUUAUUAGUUAGUAACUCUAUAGAGUUAUAAGUAGGGAUGGUAAUCAAAAUAUUGAACACUGGUGAGGCACAGACACUGACCAUCAAGAACGUAGGCCUUUCAGAAAGGGCCCCAAGGCCCAGACUGGUACUUCCUGGCUAGCUGAACAUAACCAUGGUUUUAGGGAUAUUUCAUUUCAAAAUCUGAAUGUAUAUUCUUUUAUAAGGCCUUCUCAACGAGUAUAUUUGCCCGAUCUUUAGUUGUUAUCCCUCAUACAUGACAUACUUACUUACCUACUAUCAAUUUACGACCUAGAAAAAUAUUUUGUAGUUCUAAGAAAACAAGAAUUUACUUAUAACCGGGAAUCCUUGUGCAUGUCUGAAGAUCAAAUAUUUUACUUCAAGACCCGACCAUAUAGAAAGCAUAUGCAGAACAUUUUAAGGAAAAUGCUUGAAGUUCCUAGAAUUUAACAUUCUUUCAUGCUUUAUUUAGAGAAAUCUUUUUCAAAAGACUAUUAAUAUAACAGUCUAUAGUUUAUACUGUUAUUUUACGUUGUUUGUACACUGUUUCAUAGAAUAUAAUAUUUUCCACAAUGACAGAACUAUCUUGCUUUCCCUUGAAAACUGCCUGAACUUUAUUCCGUUAGUUGAGGUUCUGUGUAAGGCAUGUGCUCAACAUAAAUCUUCAGUUAAUGUAAUGGUUUAAAUGACCUCCGCUACAGUAGUAAGGAGAGAAAAUUAACAGGCUAAAAUCUACAGAAUUCUACGUAUUUUGGGGAAUCCAUGCCAUUGUUGCCUUUGCUUGUAAAUAACUUGGAAUGUUUCUCGUUGCCUCUAAGCCUGUGUUCAAACUCAAUAUUGCAUUUACUAGUGAUAUUUCUUCCAUUAGUAUGCUGGUCAUCUGAUCUGCAAGGUUGGAUGAGUAGACUUGACACUACUGAAUGAUACACUGAAAAAGGUUAAGAUAGGAGAUUUUAUAUGUAUUUUAACACAGUUAUAUAUAAAUAAUACAUUCAGUAGAAAAAAAAAGAGGGUUGGAGUCAUAUAUGUAAGUUUCAGGGGAAAACCUGCUAUUAAAAAAGGGAGAGGGGGCUCCAGGGUGCCCCAGUCCAUUAAGCAUCAGACUCUUGAUUUCAGCUCAGGUCAUGAUGAUCUCACGGUUCAUGAG
Molecule: messenger RNA, 2847 nt
Organism: Hyaena hyaena (striped hyena)
Lineage: Eukaryota; Metazoa; Chordata; Mammalia; Carnivora; Hyaenidae
Product: carbonic anhydrase 5B, mitochondrial
Exons: 9
Coding region: 457-1410 (317 amino acids)
Cellular component (GO): mitochondrion; cytoplasm
Molecular function (GO): zinc ion binding; carbonate dehydratase activity
Source: RefSeq, a predicted model, not a curated record